UCAUUGUCAUUUGUCAUUACAGAAGCCAAGAAGACCGAGAUCUGUCAAACAAAAACUUAUAAAAGGCGUAAACAAAAAUAUGUGUACAAAUUCUAAAAUCUUGCUUGCUUCUUUGGACUUUUGAAGGGUGGAUCCCUUUUGAAUGAAAUUAUUUUUUGCAUUCUAAUCACAGAUUAGAAUUCUAUUCCUAGAAAGCUAGUUAAAAAAGUGGUGGCAGCAUCCCUGCCAAUUCCAAAUCUCAGAGAUACAUUAAAUGGAGUACGACAAUGACGAUAAUACCUGGCGAAGACCGUCUUCGCCGAAAACUACGCGUUCAAGCUGUUAUCAGAUCCCCAAGCGAUCUACAACGGUGGCCGUGGUUGUCCUCGGCUUGGCCGUGUUGAGCUGCCUUCUCGGAUACUGCGUGCUCAGUGAAACUCUGCCAUACGAGUCAAAAACUUUGCGACUUGUUGUUAUUUUUUUUCGGCAUGGAGCUCGCACACCUACACACACAUACAAAAGUGAUCCUUUUAAAAAUUACCAGUGGCCAGAUGGAUUGGGGAGUCUAACAAAUACAGGAAAAUUACAAUUAUAUGAAUUGGGCAAGAAAUAUAGAAGUUACUAUGCAAAUUUUAUCCAGGAAGAUUAUUAUGAAAAAGAUGUAUAUAUACGUAGCAGUGACAGGUCAAGAUGUAUGAUGAGUGCUUACACAUUUCUAGCUGGUCUGUAUCCCCCCACUGAGAAGCAGAUGUGGCAUCCUGAGCUACUGUGGCAACCCAUACCUGUGCAUUCUCUUCCUAGAGAAUUGGAUAAUAUAGUAGCUGCUACAAAAAAAUGUAAGCGUUUCACUGAGAUGUACGAGGAAUUGAAGGCAGAGAAAGACAUGGAGCCAAGGUUCACUGAGCUUUUUGACUAUCUGUCCAAGUAUACAAACCAGAGCAUGCGGAGUGUUUUGGAUGUAGAUUUCCUCUACAGUUCAAUGCUAGCACAGCAGGAUGCUGGUCUCAAGCUGCCCGAGUGGACUAAGAAUGUGUUCCCUAACAAAAUGCGCACACCUUUCAUGCUCAGCUUAGCCUUACUGUCUUACAAUGAAACACUUCUACGACUGCAAGUAGGUCCACUGCUGGGUGAGAUAAGGCAGCAUUUCAAGGAGAUGGCUGUCCACGAGGACUUCGAGCGGUCGCUGUACCUGUACUCGGGGCACGAUGUCAACGUUGUGGCGCUGUGGCGAGCGCUCGGGUUCCAGGAACUGCUGGAGCCCGAGUACGGCGCCAGUGUGGUGCUGGAACUGCACGAGGAGGUUGAGCAAGAGAGCUUUUUUGUUAAGGCAUUUUACCGCAAUAAUACUAAAGUAGAGGUGCCAAUGGAAUUGAGACUGCCAUUCUGUGAUGAUCCCUGUCCCCUAACAAUGUUUGUAAAGCACCUGGACAAACUCAUUCCUGACGAUUGGGAUGCAGAGUGUCAAAACACGCCCUAAGUGAAUGUUAUAACAGUAUUCAAGGGAUACAAUGAUUAUGUAUCUACUACUACUCCAAUGUAGCAUGCUGAUUUUUUAAUUUCACACUUUGAAGAUGAGAAGAACACCAGUUUUGUAAAGAACAUUUUCGUUAUAUAGGUUAAUUAAAGGCAUUUAAAAAUGAUAUUGAUUGGUAAUGUGGUUGGUUGUGUUUGAAAUAGCAUCAAGCCUCCUUGAUGAAGCCAGCAGAUCAUCUGUGUGGUGUCUUCUAAUAUAGUGGAGUAGUGUAUUUAAGCCAAGUUGUUAAAUGUGUCAAUAAGUGUUAUUUGUUAGUAGUUGAUUGGUAUUAUGUACUACUACUACACAUACGUAGCUAAAUUUGCUCAUAAAAUAAGGAGGCAUUUUUUAUAAAAGCUUUGAGUGGUUUGUUAUUACAUAUUUUGGAGUUUUUAAAUAAUAUUUCGCAUUUGGUUAUACGUAAGUAAAGUAUUGUGAUUUACAUAACACAUUUUGUAGGAGCGUUUUACACUACACGACUUGAACAUUAUGAUAAUUUACAAAUAAAUCUAAUUUUUCUUCAAGUGUAAUAUAUUUAUAUACAUAGUUAAGAAUGUUGUAAAUUGUUACCUAUAAAAUUUUUAAGGUACCAACCCUACACAUAAUUAUUCUCAUAUUAAUUUCGAAUAAAGUGCAAAUAGAAAUUUAGUUAGAAUAGUAUGUAUAUUAUUUCAGAAAUGGCUAAAAACAUAUUUUUUGGAAUAUAUAUAUCACAAUGUUGGCAAUGUUCGACGUUAAUAUGAAAAUCAAACUUAAUUAUGACUUAUUUUGUUUAUAAAAUAUUAGUUUUCAAACGAUCAAACAGGUAUAGUAUCAAUAUAAACUUUUUCUGAUAUUUACUCUUGUUCGUAGAAAAAUAUAAUAGAUAAUAAGGAUAAUAUAUAUUCUGACGUAACUACAUUUAUAUUUACUUUGGAAAUGCAAUAAAAUCGAAAUAUGAAAAGAAAAACAAAGUCAUAGUAGCUGCGCUACGCCUGUUGUGUUAUCAAGAAAUAUAUUUUGUCAAUAGUAGAAUUUAUAUAAACUUGAAGAAAAGAUACUGCCUAAAAUUGCUUAUGAAAAUUUUGAUGUAAGUACUGUUUUCUUUGAAACGUUGAAAUGUUUGUCGAAAAAUAAUUAUCGAGGUAGCUCACUAGGUAGGUAACCUAUAUUACAUUUUCUUUUCUGUUCAGUUGUUGAUUUCAUAACAUUAUUUCCGAAUUUUACAAUUAAAUAGUUUCGGGGAUUAUAUACCUAACCGCCAAAGCUUGGCCCGCGAAAUUUGUUUUCACUGCACUGUUACAGCACAUUGUACAUUAUAAAUGAAACGAAUGCGUAACUGAAACGAUGUUAUCCUAUUGUAUAAUUUACGUAUAUAAGUUCAUAACACCUUAAUAACAUCCGUUAUUUGAUUAUAAAUAUUCUUAGUUGAUUAUUUAAAUUACUUUUUUCUGUAUUUAUUAGAUGCACUGUGUUUACAUUAUUUUAUUUGUAGGUACAUAUUUAUUUGUAAAUUCUGUGCAAUAAUAUUUUAAAGUAAAUAAAGGAAGUCUUGAAUGUUAGUUAUGAUAUUAGAAUAUGAUAUAAUGUUGUUGUUUUUUGUAAUAUGUGGUAAAAAUAUAUUUUAUGUGAGAAAAAAAAUUUAUUACACUUCGUGUAGUUCCUCACCACCUUGCACCUGGCUUCGGCUGCUACAGCUGAAAAUACAACCGGGAAAUCCAGGUAUACAUGAAGAGGAGAGAAAGUUUGUCUAAUUAUUAUUUAGAAAGAAAA
This is a messenger RNA of Plodia interpunctella (Indianmeal moth), 3244 nucleotides long. RefSeq names its product prostatic acid phosphatase-like. The transcript has 6 exons. Gene Ontology annotation, molecular function: phosphatase activity. The record is from RefSeq and is a predicted model, not a curated record. Gene Ontology annotation, biological process: dephosphorylation. Bases 254 to 1456 code for a protein of 400 amino acids. Lineage: Eukaryota; Metazoa; Arthropoda; Insecta; Lepidoptera; Pyralidae.